Messenger RNA from Trypanosoma grayi, 1791 nucleotides. RefSeq names its product putative TPR-repeat-containing chaperone protein DNAJ,putative. The record is from RefSeq and is a predicted model, not a curated record. The coding region runs from base 1 to 1791 and encodes 596 amino acids. Gene Ontology annotation, molecular function: protein binding. The transcript has a single exon. Lineage: Eukaryota; Euglenozoa; Kinetoplastea; Trypanosomatida; Trypanosomatidae.
AUGACGUGGGAGUACACGUACCGCCCCACGGCGCAAAAAGAGGGAGGCAGACAGUUGGCUUCUUCCACCGCCGCACCGCCGGUAGUGCCAAGGGACUGGGCUCUGGCCCUGCGGCAGGCAGAUGAAGAAGAGGGGGCUUGCCGGAGACCCAUUGUAGCCGAUGAGGCAAUUGAGCGACAACGUCUGCUGCGUCUGCUGCAAGGCAGAUGUCCAGUUAUUGGAAGGCCAUCUACAGAGAACGAGGAACGCGGCAUCCGCCUGCUGAAUGCGAAGGAUUAUGCUGGGGCAUAUGUCUGUUUUAGUCGGGCUCUUAGACAGAACUCUCAAUCUAAACUAGCGUGUUGUAAGCGUGCGUUGUGCAGUUGGCACCUCUUUCUAUAUGACGAGUGCAUCGAAGAUUGCCAGAAGUGUCUGCAGCUGGACCCUGAUCUAGUGACGCUUCUCUGCCGCUCGCUGCUUUUUCGUGAGCGGUACGAGGAGGCACGUGAAUGGUACGAUCAUGCACUUCGUGAGAUGGCACCUACGCUGGAUGAUCCGUACAAUAUCAAGUGGAGGGCGGAAUGCGAGGCGAUACCUGCCCUACGACGGUUUCGCUCUUCUGUUGAACAGAAGAAAUGGGAGGAGACCCUUCGUGUGAAGGAUGCUGCCAAACCUCUGGUCGAUGGCUCCCCUUUAGUUGUAUUGGAAGCAAGAGUCCUUCUCCAUGUAAACCCUACCACAGCACGACUACGUCUUCUUUCUUAUGUGCCUACAAUCGCGAGGCCCUUAUCAUCCAAUACAGAAAUGUCUCCAGAAGAGGUAGCAGCGUGGCGCUGUGUAGAAGAGCAUUAUCUGCAGGCUUGUGUUCUCUUAGCGCAGGCCAAUGCUUACUGUGGUAGCCAGUUUUUGGCUCUCGCCGCGGCUCUCAUACAAACAUGUUUGACCAUUAGUCCCGGAUUUGGCCCUGCUCUUCUGCUAGGCCAUUACCUUGUUUCCCUAGAGGAGAUUCUUUCACGAGUAGCAACAUUGUUCGGGCAACAGCGGUACAGUGAGGCAAUUCCUCUGAUCCAUAAUGGACUAAACCUGGACAAGUCAAACCGAUUAAUGUGUAGUUCUCUACACUGUUUGAGAGCAGAGGCCUAUGCCCAUCUUGGUGAGCACCUCCGUACCAUCAGUGACUGCACUGCUGCAAUCGAGAGGGACCCAAGCUCUGCACGGGCCUACGUGCUUCGGGCGGAGGCGCAUGAUAAGGUGGGUGAGCGUGCACUGGCGGCAAUGGAUCGUCGCACUGCUGUCCGCCUGAGCCCUGCGUUACGCCACAUACUCCGUGGAGAUGAGGAUCAGUUUGCGCCACGGCCUGAACCACCACGCUCACCGCGUGGGAAACAGGGGCCGCGGAAAAGCCGGCCACGUUGGUAUGAUGCCUUCAUGAGAAAUAGUGAGUUUGUGAAUGAGCCAAGGCCUCUGGGUAGUGAAGUCCCAAAGUUCUGGAGCUAUGCUUCACAUACGACAGAGCGAACAGCACCACCACGACCAACAACAACAACAACAACAACGGCGUCGUCGACCACAACACUGUACGACAUACUUGAGCUUCGGCGCGGGGCCGGUGUGGAGGAGGUUCGAGCGCAGUUCAAGAGGUUGACCUUGAAGUAUCACCCAGACAGGGUGGUUAAGGAGACACCAAAAACCCAGCAGGCGGCACUGGAGCGCUUCAAGCUCAUUAACCAUGCGCAUGAGGUCCUUUCAGACCCUAACGAGAAAUUUCAUUAUGAUCUCUCGCUUGGCAUUCGUGCUCCUGCAAAUUUUUAG